AUGUACAUAAAGCUUGAAACAACAAGGCUUGAUUACUUUAGAAAUAAACAAUCAGAAAUCAGAGCAGAGUUAUUCCAAGGCAUUGUCGACAGUGUAGCUGCUGGAGAAGCAAAUGCAAGCCAAGUGGGCAAAAGAAUAGUUCUUCCAUCAUCAUUCAUAGGUGGUCCUAGAGACAUGCGUCGCAGAUACCUUGAUGCAAUGUCAUUAGUACAACGAUUUGGAAAGCCAGAUCUUUUUAUAACAAUGACAUGUAAUCCAGAAUGGGAAGAGAUCAUUGAGCAACUACAUCCAGGCCAAAGCCAUAAUGACAGGCCAGACCUAACCUCAAGGAUAUUUCGAGCAAAGCUCCAAGACUUGAAAGAUCAAUUAUUUAAGAAGGAGAUCUUCGGGAAAGUUGUAGCACAUGUUCAUGUGAUUGAGUUUCAAAAAAGAGGGCUACCACAUGCACAUAUAUUAAUAAUUCUUAUUGGAGAUCACAAGAUCACAUUAUCAGAUCAGUAUGAUAAAUAUGUAUCUGCAGAAAUUCCAGACCAAUCCAAACACCCGAUCCUCUAUGAAUUGGUAAAAAAACAUAUGAUGCACGGACCUUGUGGAGAGUUGAACAUGAAGAACAGUUGCAUGCAAAAUGGAGAAUGCAAAUAUCACUAUCCUCGCGAUUUUAGCUCACAAUCAAUUCAAGCAAAAGAUGCUUACCCAAUUUAUAAGAGAAGGAAUGAUAAUAAAACAAUGUUGCUCCGCAAUAAAAUCCUUAAUAAUCAGUGGGUUGUACCUUACAAUCCAUAUUUGCUGACAUGUUAUAAUUGUCACAUUAAUGUUGAAAUAUGCUUAGGCAUUAAAGCAGUGAAGUAUCUUUACAAAUACAUAUAUAAAGGUCAUGAUAAAGUGGCAGUAAACAUUGAAUAUAAUGAAGGAGGAAGACUUGUGAAUGAAACCAAAAAUUUUCAAGAUGCAAGAUGGGUAUCAGCUCAAGAAGCUUUGUGGAGAAUAUAUGAAUUCUAUCUUAAUGAGAUCUACCCAGCUGUCAUCAACUUACAACUACACUUGCCAAAUCAACAGUUUGUUUCCUAUUGGAAAAAUCAAGACCUAUCGAAGCUUAUCCGCUGGGACCAUGUCCACAAGACGAUGCUUACAGAAUUUUUUACACUAUGUUCAAAAAUUAAAGAAGCCGACAAAUCAAAACAAAAAAAGAAUCAAGAAAAGGAGUUAUUAUAUUGUGAACUUCCCGAUUAUUAUGUUUGGGAUUCGACAACAAAAUGUUAG
Asparagus officinalis (garden asparagus) is the source of this 1260-nucleotide messenger RNA. RefSeq lists its product as uncharacterized. The record is from RefSeq and is a predicted model, not a curated record. NCBI's taxonomy places the organism in Eukaryota, Viridiplantae, Streptophyta, Magnoliopsida, Asparagales, Asparagaceae. The transcript has a single exon. The coding region runs from base 1 to 1260 and encodes 419 amino acids.